AUGAAUCCGUUCGACGGACAGAGGCUAAGAGAUGAAGUAAUCUAUCUACAUUCUCUCUGGCACCAAGGCCCUCCUCAACAACCAAACCCUUGUCAUCGAAUUCCUUUUUCAUCCUCAUUGCAACCUCUCCUCCAUCGUCAUUCAUUUGCACCCUCCCACACCAGAUCCCUCCUCCCCGUCCCUUCCACCGCCUUCAAGAAAAACCGGAAGAAGAAGAAGAAGAAAGAACCAAAACCCGAUUCACCGACCUGGCCGUGCCCCCAUUCAUCAGACUCGCCUCAAACAGGUUGGCCCGAACCGAAGCCCCAAUCGGAUCCUCCUCCUCCUCUUCAACCUCAAGAGAAAGAGAGGCUUUCUGCGUUAGAAGUGCAAAACAAGGUUUGCAAAGCUUUCAGGGAAUUUCUGAGUGGUUCCGGUUCCGAUGACGAAGAAGACAACGAUGAUGAUGAUGAUGAUGACAGUGAUGGUAGGUUGGGAGAGUUUGAGGAGUUUUUCAUUAGGGUUUUCAUGGAAGAUAAUGAACUGAUGCGGUAUUAUCAGAGGUGUUUCGAGAAUGGAGAGUUUUGCUGUUUGGUUUGUGGUGCUGCCGAGAAGAAAUCUUGGAAGAAGUAUAAGGAUUGUGUUGGUCUUGUUCAACAUUCCAUCUCAAUUUUGAGGACUGCCAAUAAAAAGGCUCAUAGGGCUUUUGGGCAGGCUGUGUGUAAGGUUCUGGGUUGGGAUAUUCAUCGCCUUCCGACUAUUGUCAUUACUGGGGAGCCUCUUCGGUGUUCAAUUGAGGGUGAGCCUAAGAAAAGUGUUGCUGCUGCUGAUGAUGGAAAGGAUGGUUCCAGCAAAACAGAAGAUAUAGCCGUGUCUUCGGAGCAUGUAAAAGGGGCUGAUGAGAGUAUUGGUGAGUGUUCUUCCAAGGAAGGUGAUAUUGAUGCAAAAGUGGUGGAUAUUGGUUUGGAAAAUGGAGAAGGAGGAGCCAAAUGA
Messenger RNA from Lathyrus sativus (Indian pea), 972 nucleotides. NCBI's taxonomy places the organism in Eukaryota, Viridiplantae, Streptophyta, Magnoliopsida, Fabales, Fabaceae. The record is from the annotation of a GenBank genome assembly.